AUGUGCACCAAGGAGAUGCCGAUUGCCGAGGUGGCCUAUCUGGUGAACGAGAUUGUCAACCUCAAGCUCGAGCCUGAGGGGUGGCGGUUCGGCAAGCGGUCGUACUCCCGCGUAGAUCCGCCACCUAUGGUCCUCCCCCUCCAGCUGGAGGCCAACGCCGACUUCAUGCCGGACCAGGACGCGAGCGACAUGGCGGACCCCGACUUGGGGGCGGCCGCCCUGGAAGACGACGCCACAGGCGAUGGUGGUGGAGCAGGCGGCUCCGGAGGAAGAGGAGGCGUGGAAGACUGGGCCCCGCUCUCUCUUGAGCGGUCAACCUCCGUCUCCGUCGUCAGGACGGCGGAGGGCUCCACCAACAACCGUCGCAUAGACCCGGCCGCUGAUCUCCGGGAGGCGCAGGAGAGGAACGCACGGGAGGUGCGGGAGGAGAAAGAGGCCGCUGCCAAGAAGGCGGAGGCCAACAAGGCGGCCGCAGCCACGGCGGCGCAAGCGGACGCGGACGCCGCGGCGAAGAAGCAGGCCGAGGACGCAGUGCGUCGCAGAACCCCGCUGCUCGUCACCCCCCUGCGCUCUGCGCCACCAGCGCCAGAGUUCUCGGCGCCGGCUGGGGGAGCCGGCGAUGAACAGCCGAUCAGGGAGAGGGAAGGCAGCGAUGCCAUCCUGCCGGAGAUGGAGGCGCCUCCACAACCGCCGACUGCGGACGCACAGGGCAGCCAGCCAGCUGCCCCAUCGGGGCAGUCAGCCGGAGGCGAAUUGGUGGUGGGGUCGGUUCCCACGAUCCGCACUCCAGUGCGCCGCCGCGUGGAGAAAGCGGCAUCGGCGCCGAGGCCGGUGGAGGUUGUGAGCGCCAGCUCGUCGGCUCAAGAAGCCGAAGCCACCAGCGCUGCACCGACGGAGUGGGUGAGUGGAGGCGGGACGAGUGCCUUGAUCAAGGCGGCACAAUAUGUCCAGGCCGACUUUAAGGCCGAAGCCGCAGCCCUCUCACAGUGCAUGAAGGCGUUUGUGAAGACGCGGGCCACCGUUCGGGAUUACCACAACAUCCGCGCGGCUUCCUUCAACGCCAACAUCCGGGAGCUGGACCGAAGAACCGCUGACUUGACGGAAAGCCGGAAAGCCAACGCCGCCUUGCAGCAGCAGCUGGGCGAAGCCAACACCGUGCUGCGUGCUAAGGAAAUUGAGUGCGACAAGGCGGUCCAGGAGUGCGACCGCCUAAAAAAGGAGCUGAAGGACCAGGCGGAACUUCACAAGACGGCCCUAAAGGAGGCGGAAGCCAAUGAGGCCAAGCUCCUGGCUGAGUUUGAGACCGAACGCUCGGACUUCUUCCCUGGCAACUCCGCCAUCGCCAACCAGGCCACUGAGGCUCGCCGCGAGGAACGAAGGGCGGGAGAGGUCAUCGAUUCCAGCGACGAAGGGGAAGGCGAGGAAGACGAGGAUGAUGAAGAUGGCACGCCAGAGGUCGGAGCGGACGGCCAGUCUCAGCUCGACCGCGCCUUCACCAACCUGCCGGACUCGCCUGCUGCUCCUUUGGUCUAG
Messenger RNA from Aegilops tauschii subsp. strangulata, 1533 nucleotides. Lineage: Eukaryota; Viridiplantae; Streptophyta; Magnoliopsida; Poales; Poaceae. The record is from RefSeq and is a predicted model, not a curated record.